AUGAUAAUGGUGGAGUUUUUUUCAGAUGAAGAUGAUUCGAUUUCUAUCAAUAGUGAAUUGGAUAUUGAAAGUUUAGACGGUUCCUGUCAAAAUAACUUUGAAGUGGGUGUUGAUGUGCAUCCCAGUGAAAGUUCUGAUUUAUCAUUGCCACAAUCUGAUCCACGUAUUUAUGUAGUUGUCAACAAAACUCGACAACUUCUUGAUAUUAUAAAAAAUUCCUCAAUAUUAUCAUCAUUCAUGAAAAAGAAAAAAUAUGAAUAUAAUCAAUACAAUGAUAGUAAAAUAAAGUGUUCAUUAUUGUUAGAUAUACGUAAUCGUUGGAAUUCAACGUACAAGAUAUAUAACAAAAAACAACAACAACGUUUAAGCGUAUUAGAAUUAACAAGUGAUUAUUGGUAUAUAAUUGAAUUAUUAAUUAAAAUAUUGAAGCCAUUUUAUCGAGCAACUAAAGCACUUAGUGAUAGUGAUUAUCCGACAAUAGGAAUUACAUUAUUUAUCUUCCGUCAUCUUGAAAAAGAUUUCUUAUCUAACAUUAGCCCAACAGAUGAUCCAUUAUUUAAUAAUAUGAAAAAAUGUUUAUUAAGUAAAAUGAUUUAUUAUAAUAUCGUAAAAGAUCCAUCACAAACAAAAGCAAUUGUGGUGAGCUGUUUAUAA
Molecule: messenger RNA, 654 nt
Organism: Rotaria sp. Silwood2
Lineage: Eukaryota; Metazoa; Rotifera; Eurotatoria; Philodinida; Philodinidae
Source: the annotation of a GenBank genome assembly